Molecule: messenger RNA, 3751 nt
Organism: Marasmius oreades (fairy-ring Marasmius)
Lineage: Eukaryota; Fungi; Basidiomycota; Agaricomycetes; Agaricales; Marasmiaceae
Exons: 7
Coding region: 197-3502 (1101 amino acids)
Biological process (GO): protein phosphorylation
Molecular function (GO): ATP binding; protein kinase activity
Source: RefSeq, a predicted model, not a curated record
GGACAAUAACCUCCAUUUCUCGACGACGACCAUCUCUCUCUGUCCGUUUUAUUCUCUUAUUCUUUGAUCAGCAAGACAAUAGAAGGCUUUAGGGUCUCAAAUACCCGUCUCGAUAUUACUUCAAGCCCACAAUUAUUCAACUUCACCUACUCAGGAUCCACCAUAUAAUCUAUUCUCGCUUUGUGCGAUACACCUAAUGCUUGCUUCCCCACCAGUACCAUCCUUUUACAACAGACAGCGUGACUCCAGCAUGUCUCCCUCAUGUCGUUCUCACUCCAACGCUCGCCGCAAUCCCAAUGUUCGACAAAGACCUCUCUUCUCAGCUCGUCCUGAAGGCUCUUUUUCGCAAUUACCUGCCAAGCAUCCCCUUCUUCCACUCGACUUCCACCGUUUACCUUCUAUUUCCGGGCCAUUUUCAUAUGCAGUGGACGAUGACGAAGAUGCGAGAGUCUUGGAAUCACCAUCGGCAUCUCGUUCGCCCCCAUUCCCGGUCCUAACUUCACCUCCACUCCUCACACCAAUAAAGAGAUCGUCAGGGGACUUCGACGAACUCAAUCAAUCUGCUAUUUUUGAUACACCCUCUUCUAUCCAACAUAUCCCUCAUCCUGGUGGAGGCUUAAAGAGAAAACCGUAUCGACAAUCCACUCCACUUCGCAAACAUACCCUCACACCUCUCAGUAUUACUUCCAACCCGACUAGAGGAAACCAAACUCCAUCUAUGGACCGACUUGCUCCGCUGCCUCUUCCCGCUUUCACCGCCCGCACACCCAAAUCGAAAUCGGCCGAGCAUAAACAGACGUCAAUGCAUAGUCUACGGAUUACGGACUUGAACAAUUCCGAUGAGGACCUUCACACAGGCAACGAUUCGGGUUUGGACGUUGGGGAUGAAGAACAAGCUGAUGCGCUAUUUCUUGGAGGAGAUAAUCCAGCCUUAGGGGCAGUGAUAUUUAGAAAGCCUUUGCGAAUGAAAGGGAGAGGAAACAAAGAUUCAGAUGAAGUUGCGGAAGCCAUCUCACCGGGAGGUCAUAUCACGAAAAGGCGCGCUCGCUCGCGGCCUCUGUCGAAUGAACUUCUCGAAAGUGUUCGUGCGCCAACAUCAGCUGCCAUGCCUAAAACCAGCGGAGUGAUGUUCCCGAAUUCCAGGUCAAGGAAUGAUUCUUCUGGAUCCUCUUCCUCUGAUCUGGUCUCCCCAAUCCCUCGCAGGCGGGUCUCUGGACUACAUUCACCUCAACCUUCUGUUCCGCCACAACUGAAACGUGCUCCUUUUACUCGCGUGGAUUCUGCGACACUAUUUUUUGGCCCUCCUGUUCGAUCGUCCCCAGUCGCACCCCCUCCCAGGCGGGCGAGAGUUAGUACAUCCGUUUCAUCCCCCAACGCCACUGCUACCUCAAACUCGUCAUUUCGGCCAAAGAUGAUGAACCGCCAUAGUUAUUCAGGUUCUGGAUCGUUGUCUGCCUGGGGUGAGAUGCAGGUUAGAGCUAACGCUCAUUCUCCUCAAUCGUCUCCUCCGCGCGUAGCAGAGGGGACCGAUAAUGAACUUACAGACGAGGAUGACUCUAUGAUCAUCGACGACAUUCCUCCCAACUCUUCCUUUACCCCCAGUUUAUCUAGAAGUACAGCCUCCCCUCAGAAACAAUCCGACAUGAUAUCCAAGAAAUUCAAGGCUCGGGACUCUGGGAUUGCCCUAAGUGACGACGAUGCCAUGGACAUAUUCGCUGAUCAUCCAGAAAACACCAUGCCUCGCGCCUCGACCAGUAUUGGUUCCCUUUACUCCGACGGAGAGGACGGCCUUAUCACACCCGGGGCAGGCCCCCGCCCAGGCUCUGGUUGGCCGGAAACCGUCAUAGUUGCUGGAGGUGAUGACCCUUACGCUUUCUUGUCUCCCACCACCAAGAAUAAUCAUGACGUGGACGCGUUCAUCUUGCGCACCCUGGCCGCUGCAUCUAAGGCGCCCCAGGAAGAAAAGAAAGCUCCUGGGACCCCCGUCAAGAGAACUAAAAUCAGCUAUUUGUCAGGCGCAAGGCCAUGGCAAAGUGCUGUCACUCAGAAAGUCGGGCUAGCUCAGCGUGAGCAGAAGAAAGCCAAGGCGCCUAGGAAGAGUUUGCCUGCCGUGUUCCCCUCACUGGGGAGGAGAAGCAGCAGCCGAUCAUUAUUGGAAAACGCCACAGAUUCGGAAGAUGACUCCGACGACAGCCCCAGCACCGCUAAAGAUCGUUAUGCCGGAUUAGGCUUAGGUCGACCUCCGUUUCCGAUACAGGUUGGGAAGAACGGCAUAGCUCGGACUCGUUGGCUGGCGCGCCGCACCAGUAGCGGUGCAUUUUCCAGUGGGAGCGACUGUUUGUCAACCCCUACACGAAAUCAAGGUUACCGUCCAGUCCAGCACUCGCCUUCUAAGAAUAGCUCGAAGCUGUCGCCUGCACGCUCUACUUCUGGGUCUUCAAACAGCUCACUGGCCACAUUGAAUUCGCCUGUCAAUGCUCGCCGAAACUUACCCAUCUCUGGCAACAGGCUUGGCAGAGCAAAUGAGGUUCUCCUGCCUGAGGUGCAGUCUAAACCCAGUCGCUUUGAACGCGAUUUUGUCGAGAUUGCCGAGAUCGGAAGGGGCGAGUUUGGGAAGGUGAUAAAGGCGAGGAUGAGAGUCAACGAAUCUACCGAAUGCUUCGCUAUCAAAAAGUCGAAACAGUUUGAGGGCGCCCGUCAUCGUCUCCGGCUGAGGGAAGAGGUAGAAAUCCUUCAACACUUGGCCAAUAAAAGUGGGAGCAGGGGACAGCCCAAUGUUUUGGCGUUUGCUGAUAGCUGGGAGGAGGAUGAACACCUAUACAUCUGCACAGAACUCUGCGAUUUGGGAAAUUUUGCGCGGUUCUUGUGGGAAUACGGACGUGUAUUUCCACGACUCGAUGAAGCAAGAGUUUGGAAAAUAAUCGCCGAUUUGAGUAACGGUCUCCGAUUUAUACAUGACUCCGGUGUCAUACAUCUGGAUCUCAAGCCUGCCAACAUUUUUGUCACGGGCGAAGGCCGAUUCAAAAUUGGUGAUUUCGGAAUGGCAUCACUUUGGCCUCGUCCGCGUACUGCAUCUACAUUAUUCCUUGGUGCUUUCGAACGCGAAGGUGAUAAACUCUACUUGGCGCCUGAGGUCCUUCAAGGAACAUACGGAAAGGCAGCAGACGUUUUCAGUUUUGGGAUGACGAUCCUGGAAACGGCAUCCAAUAUCGUAGUUCCUGACCAAGGUGAAGCCUGGCACAGCCUGCGACGUGAGGAUUUUUCCCAGGUAGACCUGGACGAUAGCCCCGAGUUGCUUGGCCUGAUUCACGGAAUGAUGCGAACUGAGCCUUCGCAACGGCUGACCACUGAGGAGGUUUAUGAGCACCCCGUCGUUUCUCGGGCCAGGAUAAAGAUGGAACAGGUGUACGAGACGGCAGUCAAGAACGGGAGCCCAGUGUUCGCAGCAUCUCCAUUGGCAAGCGUGAGUGCGGGAUUUUUGAAAGAGAUCCUUGAUCUGUGAGUGGGGUGACGGUGGCGUAUCCCGUGCCACGACAAAACAGACAAGGAUAACGAAAGGAGGGACCCCGAAGAGCAGCAGUAGUACUUGUUGAUGUUGAUUAGCUAUAUGUUAUCAUUUGUGGAUUGUUUCUUGUAUAAUUUGCAGAUUUGCUAGCAUAGAAAUAUCGAUUUGUUGAACGUUUUUCUGGAAGAAAGUAAGUUUAAUAAAAUUAUCGAAGGAAGCUCGAAGGAGACGAAGAAGUGGUAGACU